Durusdinium trenchii is the source of this 2453-nucleotide messenger RNA. The record is from the annotation of a GenBank genome assembly. NCBI's taxonomy places the organism in Eukaryota, Dinophyceae, Suessiales, Symbiodiniaceae.
GUUUUUCACGUGUUUUUCUAAUGUUUGCCUAAACUUUGGCGUCGCUGCGUUGUCCUUUCUUCCCAUGGAUUCACCCAGCAAGGAGUCCCCUCGCAAGAGCCCGGACACGCUGCCCAUCAGCAGCUUCCGUGGCCCGGAGGUGAAUGUGCCGUGGAGUGAACGGGCGGAGCUGACGUUGGAGCAGAAAUUGGAGGAUGCCGCCCAGCGACUCCAAGUCGCACAGGAGGAGCUCCAGCAGCAGGAACAGCACGUGGGCUCCGGAAGGUAUCCGUUGACAUUGAAGACCCGCAAGCAAGAGCCCGACUUUGCUUCUCGUGCAGCGGAUGCACAGAGGAUGCUUCGCAUACAGAGGGAUCCUCGCUUUCUGGAGUUGCAAGAAGCUUUAAAUGCACAGACAGCAGAAGUGCAGAAACCCGAAAAAAAGAGUUUCAUGGGAACUCGAGAGACCAAAGAGUCUUGGAAGCAACAACUGUCGGAUGGACUUCGGAAGUUGAUCCAAACUGUGAACAUGAGCCUCGAUCCGAGCAUGGCUGAAAAGCAGCUGGAGAAUGUUUACAGGUGGUAUGUGGCAUCACGACCAGGGUUCUCAGGAGCUCCCUGCCAAGCAGGUGAUGCUCCGAGUCCUGGUCGUCCGGCAGAGAUGGGUUUCUACAACUUCUGUGCAGACGAAGUCUUGCGGCAUCCUGCUCCACCGGGAUCGGCCUAUUUUACCAAAGAGGAUCAUGAAGGUGAUUUGAUGACCUCUCAAUCUGUGGAGCGUGUGGAGGAGGCCGACACUGUCAAGAUGCUUGCAGGACGUCCCAUGGCUGAGGCUCGUUUGGCCUCGCCUAAGGAACGCCUCAAGGAUUUCAGCACUAGAGCCAUCGUUCGGCCUUUGACGGCAAGGAAACUGAAGGACUUGGCUGGUGAAAGGCCAGAAGAGCCCAACCGCCCACUCACGCCCUCAACGACCGAAGGAGGCUUUACAGCACGUUCACUGGUGUCAGCAAGGUCGACCGCUGUUGCUGGAGUUUCACGACCCACCUCGGCGAUGAGCAUGGCUCAGAGCGCUGUAAGUCGUGGUGCCACGCCGACCCCACGGAGUGUGGCUCGCCGGCCUCAGUCAGCAGCUUCUGUGGAUUCUGUGGUUCCUCCUCUCCCGCAGACUGUGGAAGAGAACACCAACCCUGCUCCGGAAGAGUAUACAUUGCCAUAUCCUGGCACUGAAGCGGAGUGGAAUAUGGAAAGGCGUUGGAUGCUCAGAAGAAAUCGGGCCAUCACUGACAAGGUGAUGGGGCAAGAGAGGAACUCAGCACUUCGUGCAUGGGCCGAACGCCGCGCACGAGUUGAAGAAGAGAUCAGCCGGACAGCGGAGGCUACUCGUUUUCAAUGUGCCUUGAAAGAUAGAAGGUAUAUUGAGCCUCCAGACGCUGAGGAGGACAUUGAAGCAACAGUUACCUGCGAGGACGAAAGCAGCAGUCGACCUUCUCACACACCAGCUGUGCGCAGGUCGGAUCCUCCUCGCAUUGAUGUUUCGCAGCCACAGGUUUUCUCACAGGUGACUCGCUUUGCCGUGGAGAAACCAAAGCAGAAACCUUUAAACUCAAGGAUUGCGCACCUUCGACGGAUUCAUGCCCACCUCCUUGCCGACGCUCAAAUCUCAGACCCAGACUCUGAGGAGGACAGAGGUGAAAGAGACAACAGUGCUGAGUGCAACACGUUGAGUGCAUAUGCACCGACAGCACCACCUCCCCGCAGGGAGGAUGAUUCUGACGUUCUCAUCGGCGUUUGUGAUUGGUGGAAGCAUUUUCAUGCUGAUCCUGACCAGCAGGACGGCACAUCGGCCGUUUUGGACGAGAUGCGCUUCCACCAGAUGCAAGAGGUUGAAGAGAUCAAAAGAGUCUUUUCUAUCAGGAACGUCCCAUUGAACGUGCCCGUGCUAGAGCGGGCUUUGGUCAUGCCUGCUCACAAGAUGAAUCCUGGGCAUCUUAACGGCAUCUACCUGGUGAACACACACCCGGACUUGCUGUCAAAUCCGUUCAUUGCGAAGAAGAAAAAGAAGUUGAAAAAAAAGCGUGGCAAAAGCGCCAAGAAAGGAAAAGCCAAAUCACGGAGUUCCUCUGCAAAAGGCGAGGAGACGCACAAUGGACCUAAUCAUCAAUGCAAAGCAUGAUUUGUGCAAAGCCCAAAGCCUACAUAGGAGUUGAAAAGACUCCAAGUGAUACGCAUACAUGACAGUCAUACUUCUACAUAUCCCCGUGGUUUUUGCAAGCAGGGAUGUCCAUUUUUGUGCAACCUUCUCCUUUUUGGUUUGCGGGAAGAGAAAUUGCAUUUUUGUUGCUUCGGUUUUCUCCCUUGGAGGAAAGAAGAAAUGAGACGACAAUAGAUUCUAUCGUUGUACUGGGAUUUGAAUUGCAAAUAACUACAAUAUUGUAAGGGCUUCGCCCGGGUGCCGCCGACCCCUUUUCAAGAGG